AAAGCUAUCUCUCUCACUACUUCUCUACAAACUGAUCAUCUCUCCUUUCUCCGGUGACUAAAUUCCGCCGCCGGCGACUUUAAUUCUUCUCUCCGGCCACCUCCAACUCCACUUUAAUCGACCUUCCCUCCUUCUCUAUUUCCAUUUUCUUCAUUAAUUUCUCUGCUGUGAUGAUGGGUGUGAACACCCGAUGUUCCCACACUUCACACAUAACCGCCAUCAUCGUCACUAGCUUCUUUCGUCAUAAGUUCUAAACAUCUUCUGAAUCAAAUUUUUUAAGGGUGAAAUCUCAAAUUAUGGCAGCUUGAAAAGAGAUAACCUUAAUCUCAUCUGGGUUUCAUCAGCUAUGGCCGGUCGAAGAACGGUUUAUGGCGGCGGAGGAGGAGGUGGAGGACUGAAUUCCGAUGUUAUUUUGCUUCAAAACCAAAGGGUUCCUCUAAUUCUGUCUUCUUCAUCAUCUUUCCUAGGUUCAAGAUCUAUGGUUAGCUUUGAGGAUACAAGAGUAGGAAACAAACCAUUGUUCUGUUCUACGUUUGAUCAAGAAAACAAUAUGGAAGAAGAUGAAGAAGAAGAUCAAAUGGAUGAUCAGUAUUUCCAUCAACCUGAAAAGAAGAGACGUUUGACACCGAACCAAGUUCAAUUUCUUGAGAAAAGCUUUGAAUUGGAGAACAAACUUGAACCCGAAAGGAAGAUUCAACUUGCCAAGAAUCUAGGAUUACAGCCUAGACAAGUGGCCAUAUGGUUUCAAAACCGUCGUGCUAGAUGGAAGACAAAACAUCUUGAGAAAGAUUAUGAAGGUCUUCAAUCCAACUAUAAUAGCCUCAAGGUUAAUUAUGAUAAUCUUCUUAAAGAAAGAGAUAAACUCAAAGAUGAGGUAUCUCAGCUUACAGACAAGCUGAUGAUCAAACAGGAUUCUUCGGAUCUUCCCUCGAUAAUAAAGAGUGAUUCUUCAUAUGUGUUUGAAGCUGAUCAGUCAGAUCUGUCUCUAGAAGAAGAAACAGAUAAACAACAAGAACAAGAACAAGAACAAGAACAAGCCUAUGUUUUACCAGAGAAGAUUGAAGAAACUGAUUACUCAGAUGACACUUGUUCUAAUAUCCCAUGUUAUUUUACAUUCCCAGAUGAAGAACAAGCAUUUGGGUUUUGGUCAUAUUGAUCAAUCUUUCAUGGAUGUUGUAGUAGUAAUAGUUUGCUAUAUUAUUAAGACAUACAAAUAAGGCCCUUUUUGGCCAAAUCUAUUGUUAUGUAAAAUCUUGUUUUGUUUUUGUUGAGAAACCAAUUGAGAUGUAUAAUCAAAUGGGUUUUGAGAUUAUGUUAUGAUAAUAGUGUGAAUAAGAAGACCCUUUUUUUAUCUUAUUGAAAGGAAUAUCUCUUUGUUCUUC
Molecule: messenger RNA, 1382 nt
Organism: Impatiens glandulifera
Lineage: Eukaryota; Viridiplantae; Streptophyta; Magnoliopsida; Ericales; Balsaminaceae
Product: homeobox-leucine zipper protein HAT5-like
Exons: 3
Coding region: 347-1156 (269 amino acids)
Biological process (GO): positive regulation of DNA-templated transcription
Cellular component (GO): nucleus
Molecular function (GO): sequence-specific DNA binding; DNA-binding transcription factor activity, RNA polymerase II-specific
Source: RefSeq, a predicted model, not a curated record